Botrytis cinerea B05.10 is the source of this 2420-nucleotide messenger RNA. RefSeq lists its product as hypothetical. Gene Ontology annotation, molecular function: protein-cysteine S-palmitoyltransferase activity. The transcript has 2 exons. The coding region runs from base 156 to 1655 and encodes 499 amino acids. NCBI's taxonomy places the organism in Eukaryota, Fungi, Ascomycota, Leotiomycetes, Helotiales, Sclerotiniaceae. The record is from RefSeq and is a predicted model, not a curated record. Gene Ontology annotation, biological process: peptidyl-L-cysteine S-palmitoylation; protein targeting to membrane. Gene Ontology annotation, cellular component: Golgi apparatus; endoplasmic reticulum.
GGAAGCCCGGUCUACUCUACGGAGGCCGAUCUGUGCCUGUGUUUAAUAAUCAACGAAGCUCAGCCUCUAAUGAACGGGACGGAACACAAACACCAGCUGGUCUGUUAUUCCAACAACUCCUUAAAUAAUGCGAAUUUUAAAGUCAUGUUUCUCUGAUGAAUCCCAUGGCUAACCUAUCGCCACCAAGCCCUUCUAGAUCUCCCGGCCCUUCAAGAAUGUCUCGAAAAUGGGCUAGAAAGUGCGAACGUUAUUGUUGCAUUGGCGCAACUUACUUCCCCCUUGUAUUUGUGUACAGUAUUACAACAUGGGCUGUCUGGGUAGAAACUACAAUUGGAUUUCUGGCAGACGGCAGCAGAACACACUGGAUAGGAAAGGGGACGUCAUUUCUAGGAAUCAUUAUAUAUCUCCUCCUGAAUUGGUCAUACACGACUGCGGUCUUCACGAGUCCAGGAACUACCACGGCCGCAAACCAUGGAUAUAGCGCCCUUCCGACACACAAUCCUGUGGCAACAAACUUCACGGUGAAAUCGAACGGGGAAUUGCGCUAUUGCAAGAAAUGUCAGGCAAGAAAGCCAGAUCGAACUCACCAUUGCUCAACAUGCGGAAUCUGUGUGUUAAAGAUGGAUCAUCAUUGCCCGUGGUUAGCUACCUGCGUUGGACUGCGGAAUUAUAAGGCCUUCCUCUUAUUCCUAAUAUAUACAACAUUAUUCUGUUUUCUCUGUUUCGCAGUCUCCGGGACUUGGGUUUGGAGGGAGAUUCUGAGCGAUGGAGAAUAUACCGAUUCGUUGUUACCCGUCAAUUAUGUGAUGCUAGUGGUAAUUUCCGGAAUUAUAGGAUUGGUCUUAGCAGGUUUUACAGGAUGGCAUAUUUUACUAUCAUCCCGCGGUCAAACGACAAUCGAGUGCCUCGAGAAGACGAGAUAUUUAUCUCCAUUGAGAAAGACUAUGCAACAUCAACACAUCCCUGAAGAUCAAGGUCAUGGAUCAUACGAACAAUUAGAGAGAGCUCGAGCAAGAAAUCGAUAUGAGGAAUAUCUUGACGAACAAGAUUCAGAAAAAUUACCUAGCGCUUUUGAUCUUGGGUGGAGGAGAAACUUCAAGCAUUUAUUUGGACCCAGGGCAUUAUUAUGGGCGGUUCCUAUACCCACUACCACUGGAGAUGGAUGGAGUUGGGAGGCAAGUCCAAAAUGGUUGGAGGCUCGAGAAAAGCUUGCCCGAGAGAGAGAAGAACAAAGAAAUAGAGAAAGAGCUGCUGGCUGGGGCGAGCCAGAAUAUCCAAUGGUACCCCUUCCAAGAUCGGAGGGAGCUGGCAGACAUUAUGUUUCUUAUCCCACACAACCUGCUAGAGCCAACCGUCAAUCCAAAGCAGACCGAAUCUUGGGGCGCAGUCCUAAUCAAUAUGUGGAUGAAGCAGACUCGAACUCCGUCUCGAUGCAAACACUGCAGCCUAGAGACAGCGAUGAAGAUCCUUACGAAAUAAGUAGUGACGAGGAUGAGGCCGAAAGAAAAAUCCUCGACCGAAAAGCUGCUGCUGGGUGGCCCCAGAGAGUUGGGGUGGUUACGAAUACAUUAUUAGGAAAUACGAUAGCACGACAAAAGGAUGACACGAGAGAAUGGGAUGGACAUGGACAUGGACACGAUGAUGAUAUAGACUAAUAGUCGGUUCUUGUAAGCGGCCUCCUAGUUCCUAGCCGGGGAAAGCGAUUGUCCCCGGAAAGCGGUUGUUCUCUUAGAUUUUUCAUAGGCGAUUUAUUCAAUUCCCAAAAUAAAACCAUGAAUUUAAUAAUAUAAUUUGUUUUCAGAUAGUAUAACAUUUUUUGAACGGGGACAACCGCUUCCCCCGACUAGAAACUAGGAGGCCGCUUACAAGAACCGACUACUAGAUUUCAAGGUUUACAACGUUUUUCUCCGGGUUGGAGAUCAUCAAUUUCGUCCUUUGUAUGAUACAGAUUAAGCUUUGGAUACUCAUAAUGUCGGUGGAUGGAUGGAUGGAUAUACGGAAUCUCGAAAUAUGCUAUCUUAUAAUAUUAUCAUGUCUAUGAUCGAACAAAGCCACCGCAGAAAAUCUUCUAUAGGUCGUCUCGUAUAUUCUCUCCCUUGCAAAUCGCUUCAACACUCCUCUACCUUUCACCUCCUUUUCCUCACGCUCUAUUUUGUCCCUGGCUCUAGGUUUGCUCGGCUGCUACUCCUUAUCUUCUCGGAUUGACAACAGUAUAACACACAUGAAUGCAUAUCUCAACGGGUGAAAAGAACCGUGAUCUGAUAUCUCAAAAUCCAAACGCACACCUAGGCAGUCAGAUAAGCGGCUAGGAGGUGCAUUCUAGAUGGAUAGACAUCGACCCAUCUAACUCACCCCUUUCUGAGAUUGGAACUGGCGAGGAAUGAAAUGGGUGGUGUGAGAAGGGUGGUCUGGUGGAUCCA